AGAAAAUUCCAGAAAGGAGGCAGGAGGAAGUUUUUUCAAUUAAGAUUCAUAAGUACUGCAAUGGAUUGUGACCUAAGCCUGCUGGUCAGGCCAAAAGAUUCAGCAACAAUCAAAGUGGAGAUCUGGGAAUCCAUUUUUCUUGAACAUAAGUGAGAUUGAUAAAUCUUAGAGGGAAGGCUCCUACACAGAACCUGAAAAUGAGAAACUGAGAUUGGUCUGUCACCAAAUCAUGCCAUGUGCAAAACUGAGAUAUGUGAAGAGUGCAAAUACUGAAAAAUUCAAGAAACAAAUAGUAGCAGCAUUAAAAAAUACCAUUACUCACUAAAGCAAGAAUCAUGUGUUAAGAAGCUUGUUCUGAACCUAUGAGACACCUAUGAAGCUGGAAAUCUGAUUUACAUUUACAAGUGGCUAUGACUGAAGUGGAUCAUCUAGGAGUGGCUCCUUGUAUCUUAGCAAAAAUAUAAAGAAGACGUGCACACUCUUGGACAAGAGGAGCCUGCGAUGAGAAGUUAAAUUUAUGAGCACAAUAUUUUGGAGACAUGGGAUGUAGCCAUUCUGUCCACAAUGAAACUAAGAAAUCUGAGAAAGCAAUGAAAGCAGCUGUGCUCAUUCAGAACUGGUACCGUUGUUACAAGGCUCGAUUAGAAUUAAGGAGGCGCCAGGCCCUGAACAUCUUUGAGAACAUUGAGUAUGCAGAUGAACAAGAUCAAAUGCAGCUAGCCAAGUUUUUCGCCUUCAUGCUGGAACACUAUGUAAAGAACAAAUCUAGUGCAGAUAAUCUGCCUAAGAUUUUUAACCCUGAACCUAAGCGAAAAUCAGACGAAGAAACUAUUAUAAGUCUGAUAGAAGUUCCAGACACUUAUUAUGGCCCUCGACUAAAAUUCCCUCUCACUUUUGCUGAUGUUGUACUUCUUAUUGAUGCUUUCAAGGAAAACCAGAUACUGCAUGCUCGCUAUGUUCUAGAAGUAUUACUAGAAGCCAAGAAGAUCUUGCAACAGAUGCCAAAUAUCAUUCACAUAUCAUCCACUGUAUCCAAGGAAUUAACAAUCUGUGGUGAUAUACAUGGGAAACUUGAUGACCUUUUUUUAAUCUUCUAUAAGAAUGGUCUUCCCUCAGGGAAUAACAGAUACGUUUUCAAUGGCGAUUUUGUAGAUAGAGGGCAAAAUUCCAUGGAGGUAUUAAUGGUCCUGUUUUCAUUUCUUCUUGUAUAUCCCAAUGAUGUAUACUUGAACAGAGGGAAUCAUGAGGAUUAUCUAAUGAACAUGAGGUAUGGCUUCACAAAAGAAAUUAUGCAAAAAUAUAAGCAACAUGGUGCAAAAAUUUUGCACCUUCUGGAAGAAGUUUAUACCUGGCUUCCUAUUGGCACUCUAAUUGACAAAAAAGUUCUGGUCAUACAUGGAGGAAUAGCAGACAAUACAGAUUUGACUGUGCUUGAACAAAUGAAAAGAAAUAGGAUGAGAUCAGUUCUAAUGCCACCACUAGUACCAGCAGUAUUUGAUCCAAGGCAUGGCCAUUUUUCUCAUGAAUUACCCCCACCAGCGAUGUUGGCUAUGGAGCAACUUACAAAGUAUGAAUGGGACCAGAUAGUCAAUAUUCUUUGGAGUGAUCCCAGAAGCAGAAAGGGCUGUUACCCAAACACAAGUCGAGGAGGAGGUUGUUAUUUUGGACCAGAUGUUACCGAGAAUAUAUUGACCAAAUUUGGUCUGAAGAUGAUCAUCAGGUCUCAUGAAUGUAAACCAGAAGGUUUUGACAUCUGCCAUGAUGGAAAGAUUAUCACAGUGUUUUCUGCAUCCAACUACUAUGAAGAAGGCAGCAAUCGAGGUGCUUACCUCAAAUUGAGCCAUGAUACAACCCCUCGAUUUUUCCAGUACCAGUCCAGCCAAAUCACCCAAGCAAAAACUCUUCAUGAAAGGGUGGAUAUCGUUGAAAAUGCUGCCUUCAGGAUAUUAGGAGAGAGAAUGAUUAUCCGGAAAACCAACCUCAUACAAGCUUUUCGAAAGUAUGAUCCAAAUGAUACAGGAAAGAUUUCUCUCAGUGACUGGGCAAAGGCUACAGAGGAAGUUUUAGAAUUGCAUUUGCCAUGGAUGUCUUUAUGCCCUCGACUGGUCAAAACAAUUGAGGAUGGAUAUGUUCUUUAUAAUAUGGGUUUUAAGGAUCUACCUGUUGUAAGGGCUCCAAAAGUGGCUAAAGCAGGGAUGGUAGAAACUCUGGUCAGAUACAGAUCUGACUUGAAGAUCAUAUUCAACAUCAUCGACAAAGAUCAAUCAGGUCUGAUCUCCAUGGAUGAAUUUCGUGCCAUGUGGAAACUUUUUUGCUCUCAUUAUAACAUUGACAUUGAAGAGUCUCAUGUUGACCAACUGGCUCACAGCAUGGAUCUCAACAAAGAUGGCAGUAUUGACUUUAAUGAGUUCUUAACAGCCUUUGAUGUGGUUCACAGAGCCACAAAUAAGCUAUAACUCUCAAAUCUCAAAACGUAUGAAAUUCCUUAGAUUGUCUCUACAAUGGUAGGCUCUCAUGCAGAACUAAAAUCUUUAUCAGGCUCAUGGCAUAUGGAUGAAUAGUGUGAAUACAAGAAGUUCCCAGUGAGCAAUUAAUGAUAGAAAAAAGUUAUAUAUAUCUUCUUAUAGGAUCUAUACUCUAGAUUUAGGACAUUGUCAAAUGAGAAAUCAAGAUCUGAUCCUGGGUACUGGCCCCAUAGAUCUACUUUUAUCUGGAGACCAAAACACAAUCAGAAUAAGUCUGGAGAGGCAAAAAAAAAAAAAAAAAAAAAAAAAAAAAAAAAAAAAAAAAAAAAAAAAUCAAAGAUAAUUAGCCAGCAUUCUGUAUGUGAAAGAUCUUGGAACAAUAGGAUGAGGAAUGACAGGGAAUUAGUGAAAUAAAAUGUUAUUUCCAUCUCUGCAA
Sarcophilus harrisii (Tasmanian devil) is the source of this 2901-nucleotide messenger RNA. It is a transcript of the gene PPEF1, whose product is annotated as protein phosphatase with EF-hand domain 1. The record is from RefSeq and is a predicted model, not a curated record. Gene Ontology annotation, biological process: detection of stimulus involved in sensory perception. Bases 540 to 2456 code for a protein of 638 amino acids. NCBI's taxonomy places the organism in Eukaryota, Metazoa, Chordata, Mammalia, Dasyuromorphia, Dasyuridae. The transcript has 18 exons. Gene Ontology annotation, cellular component: nucleus; cytosol. Gene Ontology annotation, molecular function: iron ion binding; manganese ion binding; protein serine/threonine phosphatase activity.